This is a messenger RNA of Pseudopodoces humilis (Tibetan ground-tit), 1947 nucleotides long. It is a transcript of the gene HOXB2, whose product is annotated as homeobox B2. Gene Ontology annotation, biological process: regulation of transcription by RNA polymerase II. Gene Ontology annotation, cellular component: nucleus. The record is from RefSeq and is a predicted model, not a curated record. Lineage: Eukaryota; Metazoa; Chordata; Aves; Passeriformes; Paridae. Gene Ontology annotation, molecular function: DNA-binding transcription factor activity, RNA polymerase II-specific; RNA polymerase II cis-regulatory region sequence-specific DNA binding.
AUUCCUCUCCCUCUCCCCCUCCUCCUCCUCCUCCUCCCUCUCCCCCGCCUACCUCCCGCUUUUUAAAGGCCCUGGAAAAGCCAUGAAUUUUGAAUUUGAGAGGGAGAUCGGGUUUAUAAAUAGCCAGCCCUCGCUCGCCGAGUGCCUGACGUCUCUCCCCGCUGUCCUGGAGACAUUUCAAACUUCAUCAAUCAAGGACUCGACGUUAAUUCCUCCUCCUUUUGAGCAAAGCGUCCUCCAGAGCCUGAAUCCUUGCUCGGAGAGACCGAGGAGCCAAAAACGAGCAUCCCAUGGCCUUCCCCAGCCUCAGCCCCCGGCUCGGCCCGGCCCCUCGGCAGCCGAAUUCCCUUGGAUGAAGGAGAAGAAAUCCAGGAAAACCUCUCAGGCUCCGUCCUCUUCCUCCCCACCUUCAUCAUCCUCGCUGCCGGUGCCCGCAGAGGGGCUGGCGGACAGCAGCGGCUCCAGGAGGCUCCGCACCGCCUACACCAACACCCAGCUGCUGGAGCUGGAGAAGGAAUUCCACUUCAACAAAUACCUGUGCCGGCCGCGGCGCGUGGAGAUCGCGGCGCUGCUGCAGCUCAGCGAGCGCCAGGUCAAGGUGUGGUUCCAGAACCGGAGGAUGAAGCACAAGAGGCAAAGGCAGCGGAGAGAGGAGCCGGGUUUGGCCGGCCUGGAUGAAGGCAGCGAGCCCGAGGGCAGCCCCGCUCCGCCGGAGCCCCGGGGGAACGCGGGGCCGAGCUCCGAGCAGCCCGGGCCGGCGGCGGGGGAGGCUCCGGACUCGCCGGUGCUGCCGGAGCUGGGGCUGCUGCCGUGCCUGGAGCUUUCCCAAGGCUUUUCCCCGGCUCUUCCCGCUGCCCUGGAGAGCCCGCUGAGGUUCUCCGAGGAGGAGCUGGAAUUCUUCAGCAGCGCGCUUUGGAGCAUCGACCUGCAGAGAUUCGAUUAGCGGGGGAGACCGGCUGGAGGGCACCUCAAAAUCGGCCCGAAAACCGGGGGGGACACCCAAAAUCUGCCCUGAAAGAAGGGAAAUUCCCCGAAAUUUGGUCUAAAAGAGGGGGGGACACCCAAAAUCUGCCCUAAAAGAAGGGAAAUUCCCCUAAAAUUGGCUUAAAAGAGGAGGAACCCUCCAAAAUCUGCCCUGAAAGAAGGGAAGACCCUCGAAAUCUGGUCUAAAAGAGGGGGGAACACCCCAAAACUGCCCUAAAAGAAGGGAAAUCCCUCGAAAUCUGGCCUGAAAGAGGGGGAACUCUCCAAAAUCCGGUCCAAAAGAGGGGGAACCCUCAAAACCUACCCUGAAAGAGAGCAGAACACCCCAAAUCUGCCCCGAAAGAAGGGAAAGCCCCUGAAAUCCGACCUAAAAAGGGGGGGAACCUCCCAAAAUCUGGUCUAAAAGAAGAGGAAAUGCCCAAAAUUUGGCCUGAAAGAGGGGGGAACCCUCAAAAUCUGCCCUGCGAGAAGGAAAACCCUCAAAAUCGGCCCUAAAAUAGGAGAAAAAGCCCCAAAAUCUGCCAUAAAAGAAGGGGAAACCCCACAAAAUCUGCUCUGAAAGAAGGGAACCCUCCAAAAUCUGCCCUAAAAGAAGGACCCCCACCCCAAAAUCUGCUCUAAAAUAAGGGGAAACCCCCCAAAAUCAACCUCAAGCCAUUUCUCAUCCUCCUCCCUCUUCCUCUUCGGAGCUCCGUGAGACCCAAACCUCCCGAUAUUUAUCCCAGAAGGUGAAAGAGAGGCCCGAGUUUGGCUAAAAUGCAGCAAUUUCACGAUAGUUUUAUUUAUAAUUUAUUUAUUUCCUCCCCCCUCCCCCUUUUAUUUAUUUCCAAGGUUGUUCUCAGGCACGGCGGAGAUGUCAACCCCCGAGAGAAAAAUUAAAAAUAUGAAAAAAGAAAUUUUUUCUAAAUCCUCCCCAGCCACUUUCUCAGGAAUCAGAAGGAGACUUUUAGAUUUCGUAAUAAA